AUGCCGGUCUCAAAGCCACACCAAGCAGCUGCGGGUAGAUUCUUCGUUUUGUUCGAUAAUUGGGCAACAACCAUUGCACGAAAACGACUCUUAAUAUGGGGUGCUGCCCAUGUGCACCAUGACGAUGGUACCAAAAGCGCUGAUGCAGCCUGGGGGCCUGAGGACCCCCACGAUUGGCCCACAAUCGCCCUGGAAGUGGGGUUUAGCGAAACGCAAUGGAAAGUCGUUGAAGACAUGGACUUUUGGACAAGAACCGGAGUUAACGUCUCAUUGACUGUUUGCGUGAUGAAAUCGAAGCUGGUCGUCGAGAGAUGGAGAAAAGAAGACCCAAAUAAACCACCUGUGCCGACAGACAAAAUAAGCAUUUCACGAGAUACACCUAAACCACGAAUCGAAGGUUCUAUACGAUUUGCCUUCAAUGACGUGUUUUCGAAGUCACGACCUGAUCAGAAAAAAGAUUUCAUUCUCACAGAUGCCAUGUUUUGUGAGGUGGCUUUGACUGUAUGGGCUCAAUAUGAUAUCUAUGAGGAGAAAGAGGCACGCAAAUCUUGCUAA
Molecule: messenger RNA, 555 nt
Organism: Penicillium odoratum
Lineage: Eukaryota; Fungi; Ascomycota; Eurotiomycetes; Eurotiales; Aspergillaceae
Exons: 1
Coding region: 1-555 (184 amino acids)
Source: RefSeq, a predicted model, not a curated record